AGUGAACCUGGAUGCCUUCUUAACAGGCCCACCCAGAAUGGCAUGGUGAAGUCUAAUAGUGGUGGGAAAAUGGCAGAGAGUAUCCUUCAUGCUUGGCACGCGGUUCUGAAACGACGACGGGAGACGGAUUGAGGGGCGAGCAGGCGGGGUUCUGAGUUGGCAGUGAUGUGGAGGAUAGAAUGGGAGUCGAGCCAAAGCCGCAGAGAGGGAAGGCUGAGGAAGGCUGGAAUGAGCGGAGUCAUCGCGCUUCUGUAACUCGACGCCGAACCGUGAUGGCCCACAGCAGCUGGGCAGCUACCAUAUCUGUCUGUAGCUCAGGAUAGAGAUUCCCCGGUGAGGUGGUCUCUCUUCGCGAUGCGAAGAUGGCUAGCCUGGUCCCUCCCACAGGCAACGAAGCGUUCCGGCGCUUCACCCCAGAGUCACUGGCGGAGAUCGAGAGGCUCAUCAAGGAGAGGAAAAGCGGAAAGCACGUAGAGGGAGCGGAGCCAGAGCCAGAGGCACCUAGCAGUGACCUGGAGGCAGGGAAGAAUCUGCCUAUGAUCUAUGGAGACCCACCAGAUGACCUGCUCAACACACCCCUAGAGGACAUAGACCCCUUCUACAAAGCACAGAAAACGUUUAUUGUAAUUAGCAAAGGAAACACAAUCUACAGGUUCAACGCAGAACCAGCCUGCUACAUUCUCAGCCCAUUUAACCCCGUCAGAAGAGGAGCCAUUAAAAUUCUCAUACAUUCGUUAUUUAGCAUGUUUAUCAUGAUUACCAUUCUCUCCAACUGUGUAUUCAUGACCAUGAGUAACCCUCCUAGCUGGAGUAAAACUGUGGAAUAUGUUUUUACCGGUAUAUAUACCUUCGAAGCGACAGUCAAAGUGAUAUCGAGAGGUUUCUGUAUUAGAAGUUUUACAUUCCUUCGUGAUCCAUGGAAUUGGCUGGAUUUCAUGGUGAUCAGCAUGGCGUACAUCACAGAGUUUGUUGAUCUUGGCAAUGUGUCAGCACUUAGGACCUUCCGUGUACUCAGAGCUCUCAAAACAAUCACUGUUAUUCCUGGUCUGAAGACUAUUGUUGGAGCUCUGAUCCAGUCGGUUAAGAAGAUGGUGGAUGUGAUGAUUCUGACCGUCUUUGCCCUUGCCGUAUUCGCCCUCAUUGGCCUGCAGCUGUUCAUGGGGAACCUGCGCCAUAAGUGCAUACGGUGGCCCAUCUCCAACAGCACGGUGGACUCCACCCUUGCCUACAACACGACUUUUGUCAACAGCACUUUUGACUUCAAAGAAUACGUCGAAAAUGAAGAAAACCAGUACUUUCUUGAUGGCAGCCUGGAUGCCUUACUAUGCGGCAACAGUUCUGAUGCUGGAAAGUGCCCAGAAGGUUACACAUGUAUGAAAGCUGGGAGGAACCCAAACUACGGCUACACCAGCUACGACUCCUUCGGCUGGGCCUUUCUUGCCCUCUUUAGGCUCAUGACUCAGGACUACUGGGAGAACCUCUUUCAGCUGACUCUGCGUGCUGCUGGGAAGACCUACAUGAUCUUCUUUGUGGUGGUCAUAUUCCUGGGAUCCUUCUAUCUCAUCAACCUGAUCCUGGCUGUAGUUGCCAUGGCAUAUGAUGAACAGAACGAGGCCACACUGGCUGAGGCCCGGGAGAAAGAGGAAGAGUUUCAGAGACUGAUGGAGCAACUCAGGAACCAAGAGCAACAGUUGCAAGCUGGUAGUAAGGCAUCUUUGGCCAGUCAGACAACUCAAAGCCAGGGGUCAGAAAUGGCUGACGAUGGGGACGAUGUCAUAAAGGACUGUAAUGGCAGGGUCAUCCCACGUCUGAUCGUCAGAGCUCCUUCUAUGAAAGCGCCAGCACCAGAAGAGGAAAUGAUGGACGAUAAGUCCAUGUCUUCGAAACAUAGCAUGAUGUACCUGGAGCAGCCCGGACUGUCCAAAAAAGCAGCCAGCCAGCUCAGUGUGCUGACCACAGCUAUGGAAGAGCUGGAGGAGGCCCAGAGGCCUUGUCCUCCAGGCUGGUAUAAGUUUGCUGAUAUCUUCUUGAAGUGGGACUGUUGUGCACCCUGGAUGUUCUUCAAGAAAUGGGUUCAUUUUGUGGUAAUGGAUCCUUUCGUGGACCUGGGCAUCACCAUUUGCAUUGUGCUGAAUACGCUAUUCAUGGCUAUGGAACACUACCCCAUGAGUCAUGACUUUGAGCAUGUGCUCACUGUCGGGAACUUGGUGUUCACUGGCAUCUUCACAGCUGAAAUGGUGUUUAAGCUCAUUGCCUUGGACCCAUACUACUACUUCCAAGUGGGCUGGAACAUCUUCGACAGCAUCAUCGUCACUCUCAGUCUAGUGGAGUUGGGGCUGGCUAAUGUGCAGGGUCUGUCUGUCCUCAGGUCCUUCCGUUUGCUGCGUGUCUUCAAGCUGGCCAAAUCCUGGCCCACACUCAACAUGCUGAUCAAGAUCAUCGGCAACUCAGUCGGAGCUCUUGGGAACCUGACCCUGGUGCUGGCGAUCAUCGUCUUCAUCUUUGCCGUGGUGGGCAUGCAGCUGUUCGGCAAGAGCUACAAGGACUGUGUGUGUAAGAUCGCACAGGACUGUGAGCUGCCCCGCUGGCACAUGAACGACUUCUUUCACUCCUUCCUCAUCGUCUUCCGCAUCCUGUGUGGAGAGUGGAUCGAGACCAUGUGGGACUGCAUGGAGGUGGCCGGUGCGGGGAUGUGCCUGGUGGUCUUUCUGAUGGUCAUGGUCAUAGGAAACCUGGUGGUGCUGAACCUGUUCCUUGCUUUGCUGCUCAGCUCGUUCAGUGGGGACAAUCUCGCAGCAGGUGACGACGACGGUGAGAUGAACAAUCUUCAGAUCGCCAUCGGCCGCAUCACUAGGGGCAUAGACUGGGUCAAGGCCUUCGUUCUUGGCCUUGUCCACCGAAUCCUGGGCAGAAAACCUGCUGACGAUGACGGGGGAGGAGGACAAGGAGGUGAUGGGGACAAAAAGGAUGCUCUUGCCUUAAACCACCUUGAUGGAGGGAAGAUGGCAGACGGUUUGACCAACUGUCUGGAGUCUCCAACGCUGAACGUGCCCAUUGCCAAGGGGGAGUCUGAUGUUGAAGAUGAUGAAGAGUCAGAGGAUUCGUCAGAUGAGGGGAACAAGAGUGAAAAGAAGGUGUUCAGCUAUACUGGUUCUCUCUGUUUCCUUUGCUUUGCAAUACCUUUGCAGCAUUGUAUUAGUGUCUCACACGGUCUCUCUCUCUUGUUGGGUCAGGGUGUUCUCAAUGAUGAAGACUCUUCAGUGUGCAGCACAGUGGACUACAGGCCUCCAGAGCCCCCACCUGAGGAAGAAGAGGAAGAGGAGCCAGAGCCUGAUGAUCCAGAGGCCUGUUUUACUGAAAACUGCAUAAGGCGAUGUCCAUGUCUAAAUGUGGACAUCACGCAGGGAAGAGGAAAGAGUUGGUGGAAUCUGCGCAGAGCCUGCUACACCAUUGUGGAGCACGACUACUUUGAGACCUUCAUCAUCUUCAUGAUUCUCCUCAGCAGUGGAGCACUGGCCUUUGAGGACAUUUAUAUUGAGCGCCGAAGGGUGAUCAAGAUCAUCUUGGAGUAUGCCGACAAAGUCUUCACAUAUGUUUUCAUAGUAGAGAUGUUGCUGAAGUGGGUUGCAUAUGGCUUUAAGACUUACUUCACCAAUGCCUGGUGUUGGCUGGACUUUCUUAUUGUUGAUGUUUCACUCAUCAGUUUAACAGCCAAUCUGUUGGGCUAUUCUGAGCUGGGACCAAUCAAAUCACUCAGAACUCUCAGGGCUCUUCGACCUCUACGUGCCCUGUCCAGAUUUGAGGGAAUGAGGGUGGUAGUGAACGCGUUGGUGGGUGCCAUUCCUUCCAUCAUGAACGUGCUGCUUGUGUGUCUAAUCUUCUGGCUCAUCUUCAGCAUCAUGGGGGUCAAUCUGUUUGCUGGAAAGUUCUACCGCUGCAUUAACACCACCACAAAUGAGCUUUUCCCCAUCGAGGAAGUGAACAACAAGAGCGACUGCAUGGAAUUAAUGUACACUAAUGAGGUGCGCUGGGUCAAUGUCAAGGUCAACUACGACAAUGUGGGACUGGGCUACCUCUCCCUGCUGCAAGUAGCUACAUUCAAAGGCUGGAUGGACAUCAUGUAUGCUGCAGUGGAUUCCAGAGAGGUAGAGGAGCAGCCAUCAUAUGAGAUUAACCUCUACAUGUACCUGUACUUUGUCAUCUUCAUCAUAUUUGGCUCCUUCUUCACUCUCAACCUCUUCAUUGGUGUCAUCAUUGACAACUUCAAUCAGCAAAAACAAAAGUUUGGAGGAGAAGAUCUCUUCAUGACAGAGGAACAGAAAAAGUAUUACAAUGCCAUGAAGAAGCUGGGUUCCAAGAAGCCCGUCAAACCCAUACCGCGCCCUUCUAAUAUGAUCCAGGGCAUGGUGUUUGAUCUCAUCACCCAACAGUUCUUUGAUAUCUUCAUUAUGAUACUCAUUUGCCUCAACAUGGUGACCAUGAUGGUGGAGACAGAUGACCAGAGUAAAGAGAAAGAGGAUGUCCUUUACCAGAUCAAUCUAAUUUUCAUUGUUGUAUUCACUGGGGAGUGUGUGCUCAAGAUGUUUGCGCUCAGACAAUACUUCUUCACUGUCGGAUGGAAUGUCUUUGAUUUCAUUGUUGUCAUCCUUUCUAUAGCUGGUCUCAUGCUGUCGGACAUAAUCGAGAAGUACUUUGUGUCCCCCACUCUGUUCCGUGUCAUCCGCUUGGCUAGGAUCGGUCGUGUGCUCCGUCUCAUCAGAGGGGCGAAAGGCAUUAGGACGCUUUUAUUUGCCCUGAUGAUGUCACUUCCCGCCCUUUUCAAUAUCGGCCUACUCCUUUUCCUGAUCAUGUUCAUCUUCUCCAUUUUUGGAAUGUCUAAUUUUGCCUAUGUGAAAAAGGAAGCUGGCAUUGAUGACAAUUUUAACUUUGAGACCUUUGGAAAUAGCAUCAUCUGCCUGUUUGAGAUCACUACUUCAGCUGGUUGGGACGGGCUUCUGCUCCCCAUGCUCAACAGCGGUCCUCCUGACUGUGACCCCAACGUCGAAAACCCUGGAUCAGAUGUGAGGGGAAACUGUGGGAAUCCAGGCAUGGGUAUCAUGUUCUUCUGCAGUUACAUCAUCAUGUCCUUCUUAGUGGUGGUGAACAUGUACAUUGCCAUCAUCCUGGAGAACUUCAACGUGGCCCAAGAGGAGAGUAGCGACCCGCUGUGUGAGGAAGACUUUGAGAUGUUUGACGAGACUUGGGAAAAGUUUGAUGUCGAAGGCACGCAAUUUCUGGACUACGACCGCGUGUUCGACUUUGUCGAUGCGCUGCAGGAACCUUUGCGUAUUCCCAAACCCAACAAACUCAGACUGGUCAACAUGGAUCUGCCUGUUGUAACGGGAAACAAAAUCCACUGCCUGGACAUUCUGCUGGCGGUCACUCAACAGGUCCUGGGUGACACCACUGAGAUGGCAGCCAUGAGGGUGAGCAUCGAGGCCAAGUUCAAGAUGAACAACCCCAGUCCCGCCUCCUUUGAGCCCAUCACCACCACUUUGAAGAGGAAGGAGGAAGAGCGGGCAGCCACAGUGAUACAGAGAUCGUACCGCAAACAUCUUCUCAAACGCUCCAUACGCCAUGCCAGCUUCAUGCGCCGCUCCAGGAGGAAGAAGGUGAGGCGGCAGGAGGACGAGGAACCGCCAGAAACGGAGGGCCUAAUAGCGCGCAAGAUGAACGCCCUUUACGGCAGCAACCCAGAGUUGGCUAUGGUCCUGGAGCUUCAGGCCAGGCCUAUGCGAUCCAACCCCACCUCAUCAGGGCUUGCGGUGCCAGUGAUCUACCGCCGGCCACAAGGCCGAAUGAUGGUGGUCCCGGUAGAGGUCACAAAUGAGGUAGUUCUCCGUUCUGCUCCCACAGCUACACGGGACCUCUCAAGCUCAGAGGUGGCAGCACUGAGGGAAUCAAUAGUAUAGUGGGCAGACACUGCUCAGUUGUCAGUUCCAUUUAAGAGGAAAGUAAAGAAGUGUUCAAAUGGAGCAUCACCUGCACAAACAUAACAACCCUGAUGCUCCAAAAAGCACUGUGUUUGAUGGGAUUGCACAUUACUGUUAAGGAGUUGCUGAGGUUUAAAAACAAUGAAACAGUGUUCUUUGGUGUCUGGGAUUGACGUUUUAUCACUUUUUCAACAUCUGUUUUUGGAGCAGAUUGGUCUUCUCAUUUGUUGCCCUAUUCCUUGCUCAAAACUCAAACUGUUUUCCUUUGGCAGUCUUUGGAUUCACCAGACCAGUGCUUUCCUUUAUCCCUCUGUUAAGAUUCACAGGAUUUUUUGUACGUCUAGGAUCAUCUUCCAAAGACACACUUUUUUCGAUACUAACGAAAGUUUAUCAUUAUUUUUGCCCAAAUUCCCUACCAAAGUUUUCUUCUUCACUUUUAAGCUGCUGUAACUAGUCUCUUCAAUUUGUCUUGAGGCCUCACUUUCCUUUGCACUAUUUAUAAAUCCCCAGUUUGUGGCCUGCCAGUUUACAGCAGGGAGAUGAGUCAAGCAGACACUGAUCAAUUUCACGGGAGGCACGGAGUCACAUUGGGCAGUAUGUGCAACUACGUAAGGCAUACAUAAACAGUACAUUACGCCUACCUAGAGCGUUUAAUAGGAGAGGUAUGGCCUUAUUAGUGCUGUUUUAGUUCACAGUUGGUAGUAGUACUCGUCUUUCAUUGCAUGUAGUCAUACUUUUUAUGUAUGCUUCAUGAAGUUGCACUUCAUGUGCACUGUGACCAAAUUUAUGUCAAAUGUCCAGGUUAUCUAUGUACUUACAGAGGUUUAUAGCAACACAAUAAAUGUAAAUACAUUGCCAAUCAUGCUUGCUAGACUUUUGCCUACAAACUAAAUUUAUAACAAAAUUAAAGCACCCUUAAUGUGAAGUUAUCAUGAAAAAUGUUUCAUCAAGCCUAUUGUUUGCCCAAUAUUAUAUCAGGUAUCUAUCACAUAUAAUAAAUAAAUAAUAAAUAAUCACUGCAAUAAGAUGGGUUAGGGUAAUCUCAGUAUCUUUUUCUUAAACCGCCUCAAAUUAUCUUAUAUUAUUUGUGGACUGAGACUGUGAUGUUAUUUUGCAAUGUUUACAGUUUUCAAAACUGUGUACAGUUUUCAUCUGUAGUGCAUUCUUUAUAUAAAAGUGAUGUUAUAAUAUUCUGUUUAAUUCACUGCCUGCUGCCCACGUUAUAAAUCAUAAAGGAGCAGAUAGCUUGCACGUGAAUUUGAAUGUUGUAGACAUGGCUGAAAGGUUUAACUUAUUGACACUGUCAAAUAGUAUUUUCCGUAAUGCUGUAUUUGAAGGCCGCCUACAUGGGGACUUCAUAACACAUGCAUACAGUUUAAAUAACAUAUAAAGCAACACUUGAAUAUUUAUAAACAGCUUAUGCUGGAGAUCACAAGAUGACAAACAUUUUCAUGAAGUGAAUGAUAAUGCAUUGACCUAAAGGGCCUUAAUUAAAGUGUUAGGAGUGUUAUAAGUGUUAUAACACUGUUAUGAAGGAUCAUUUCCAAAUAAUGGAACUUAUAAGGUAAAGGCCUAGGUAAGAAUGCUGUGUAUCAGUUCUCUGUAUUUCUACUUGAGUUUAAGUACAAAAAUACAGUUAAGGAGACCUUUUCAAAAUAACUAAAAAAAAAAAACUCAAAAUAACUGUAAUAACUCACAGUUUGUUUACUUUUGAUGCUCUAGUACUUUUCAAAGGAAGUCAUUUUCUACUUUUGUACUUUUGGUAGAAAUACAGACAGGAAUCUUUUACUGGAGUAAUAUUGUAUUUUAUAUUUAAGAGUAUUUCUGUUUUUACUCAAGGACACGAUUUUCAUACAUUUGAGGAAAGAUGUAUGAAAAUUAUUACUUCCAUAGACCUGAUAUGUGGUGUUCUGUAAUAUAUCUUUUGUUAAAACUGAAAGUAGUGUUACUGAGGUGAGUCAAAAACAAGGUUUACCUUCACGUUUAGGUCUCAAAUGAUCCCAUAAUCAACAUUAUACUGUUAAAGAUAUGAUGAAAACAGUAAUUAAUUCACUCACACCCUUAGAAGACACCUCCUUCUCCAAGUUCUUCACCGAGUUCUCUUUGAAUUCUCUUUCGAUCAUCCGCUCAGGGAAGGGGUCUGAAGCACACCCACAUUACAAAGUGUUCAUGCACACAUUGUGUGCAGUUACACAUUUCCACCAGAGGGGUCUCCAAAAUCCCUAAAAUAUACAUAGUGCAGCUUUGACUAGCCCUCUGCUUUAUAAGUUCCAUUAAUUGAGAAUGAUUCUUCGUAACAGUGUUAUAAAUGCAACACAUGUCUGUCACUGUAGUUUAAGGCCUCUUUUAUUAAUACGUCAUUUACUUCAUAAAACAUCUUGUAAUAACUGGUAGAAGCUAUUUAUUGAUAUUCUAGUAUUGCUUUGUAUAUCAUAUUCAGUGCUUAUACAUGCAUUAUGAAGUGCCUACGUAGGUGGCCUUUAAAUACAGUGUUACUGCAUUUUCAUAUAUUUUGUUUUAUGUUCCUUUUGUAAUGCAUUGGUUUGAGUUCUUUGAGAUCUUAAGUCUUAACGUAAUGAAACGUCUUACUCCUCUGAAAAUGUGUAAAUUAAUAAAUGAAGCACUUUCGAGAGUUUUCUUUA
Messenger RNA from Colossoma macropomum (tambaqui), 8614 nucleotides. RefSeq names its product sodium channel, voltage-gated, type IV, alpha, a (gene scn4aa). The coding region runs from base 363 to 5951 and encodes 1862 amino acids. Gene Ontology annotation, cellular component: axon; voltage-gated sodium channel complex; plasma membrane. The record is from RefSeq and is a predicted model, not a curated record. Gene Ontology annotation, molecular function: voltage-gated sodium channel activity; protein binding. The transcript has 26 exons. Gene Ontology annotation, biological process: sodium ion transmembrane transport; membrane depolarization during action potential; neuronal action potential. Lineage: Eukaryota; Metazoa; Chordata; Actinopteri; Characiformes; Serrasalmidae.